This is a messenger RNA of Syngnathoides biaculeatus (alligator pipefish), 2905 nucleotides long. RefSeq names its product solute carrier family 2, facilitated glucose transporter member 1-like. The record is from RefSeq and is a predicted model, not a curated record. The transcript is spliced from 11 exons. Gene Ontology annotation, molecular function: hexose transmembrane transporter activity. Gene Ontology annotation, cellular component: basolateral plasma membrane; apical plasma membrane. Gene Ontology annotation, biological process: response to insulin; monosaccharide transmembrane transport. Bases 298 to 1896 code for a protein of 532 amino acids. NCBI's taxonomy places the organism in Eukaryota, Metazoa, Chordata, Actinopteri, Syngnathiformes, Syngnathidae.
CGUCACGACAUCUCUUUUUUUUUUUUUUUCUUCUUCUUCUUCUUCUUCCCCUCUCCUCGCAGAUUUCCCAUCCAUCCCGAAACAAGAGGAAGAAGUAGGUCGUGGACGUGCGGCGGCAGGAUUUCUCGAGGCUCGGGCUGCUCCACGCACAGAACCGCGGAAAGCUCCUCACUGCUGGGGUGCGUGUGUUUCUCCGCAACGGUGAGCGCAGACGGGCGGCUCCGAAGCGCCACCUGAGGAUCGUGAUCGCCUCGCACGUCCGUUUUGAAUCAUACAAAAAUAAUAAAUCCCAAGACGAUGGACGGACAGUCGCAGGGCAAGCAGGUGACGGGCUACCUCCUUUUCUCCCUGGCCACGGCCGUCAUCGGCUCGCUGCAGUUCGGCUUCAACACGGGCGUCAUCAACGCGCCCGAGCAGAAACUGCGCUCGUUCUUCAACGACACCUGGCUGGAGCGCUACGGCGAGCCCAUCGGCCAGGGCGCCUGCACCGUGGUGUGGAGCGUCACCGUCGCCAUCUUUAGCGUGGGCGGCAUGGUGGGGUCCUUCAGCGUGGGCGUCAUGGCCGACCGAUUUGGCAGGAGGCGCUCGAUGUUCCUGGUCAACAUCCUGGCGGUGAUCGGCGGCCUCCUGAUGGGUUUCUCCACCACGUGCUCGUCGUACGAGAUGGUGAUCGCCGGCCGUCUGGUCAUCGGCCUCUUCUGCGGCCUCUUCACGGGCUUGACGCCCAUGUACGUGGGCGAGGUGUCGCCCACCCCGCUCAGGGGGGCCUUCGGGACCUUGCACCAGCUGGGCGUGGUCGUCGGCAUCCUCGUCGCGCAGAUCUUGGGCCUGGAGUCGCUGCUGGGCUCGUCGCGCCUGUGGCCCGCCUUGCUGGCGCUGACGGUGGCGCCGGCCGUGCUGCAGUGCGCCCUGCUGCCCUUCUGCCCCGAGAGCCCCCGCUUCCUCCUCAUCAACCUCAAGCAGGAGGAGCAGGCGCGCAAAGCGUUGGUGCGCCUGCGCGGCAGCGAGGACGUUAGCGGCGACCUCCAAGAGAUGAAAGAGGAGAGCAACAAGAUGGCGCUGGAGAAGAAGGUGACCAUCCCCGAGCUGUUCCGCUGCGCCGCGUAUCGCCAGCCGCUGCUCAUCGCCGUCAUGCUGCAGCUGUCGCAGCAGCUGUCGGGCAUCAACGCCGUGUUCUACUACUCGACGGGCAUCUUCAAGUCGGCCGGGGUCCAGCAGCCCAUCUACGCCACCAUCGGCGCCGGCAUCGUCAACACGAUCUUCACCGUGGUCUCGCUGUUCCUGGUGGAGAAGGCGGGCCGCAGGACGCUCCACCUGCUGGGCUUGGGGGGGAUGGCGCUGGCGGCCCUGCUCAUGACCGUCUCGCUGCUGCAGAAGGGGCUGCCGGGCAUGAGCUACGUGGCCAUCUUGGCCGUCAUGGCGUUCGUGGCCAUGUUCGAGCUGGGCCCGGGCCCCAUCCCGUGGUUCAUCGUGGCCGAGCUCUUCUCGCAGGGCCCGCGGCCCGCCGCCAUGGCCGUGGCCGGCUGCUGCAAUUGGACCUCCAACUUCCUGGUGGGCGUGAGCUUCCCCAAACUCGAGGAAUUGUGCGGCCCGUGGGUCUUCCUCAUCUUCACCGCCUUCCUGGUGCUCUUCUUGGUGUUCACCUUCUUCAAAGUCCCCGAGACCAAAGGCAAAACCUUCGACGAGAUCGCCCGCAGCUUCGGCGGCGGCGGCGCCCCGCCCGCCUCCUCCCCGGGAGUCGCCCGCCCUUGCCCUCCCGCGGGGGCCGACGGCGCCCCCCCGGCCAAGGGGGACGACGGGGAGAAGGAGAAAGCCCCCCUGGUGGAGAAGGGCGCCGGCGACAACACCGAGAUGGCGUCCCUCAGGGACACGUCCAUCGUGAUGGAGAGCGUUUAACUUCAGUCAAAGGAACGGGAGGAUUUCAACGCCCCCCCCCCCCCCCCCCCCCCCCAAAAAAAAAGGUUGAAAUCCUCACUUCCUUUGGCUGUCGACAGAUUGAAUCGAAAUUCCGACCAAAGUCGGUGGCGCUCGUGACGGUUGGUCGCCGUGACGACUUAAGCGCCUGGCCAGGGGGCGUGGCCUUCUCUUUGGAGUGCGUAUUAUAUUCGUCUGUGUGUAACUUUGUACGCUUAAUGUAGCCACGAGCUAGCGUGGAGGGGGGGGGGCUACUUUCCCGUUUUUCAUGCACCCCAUCAAAAGUCCUGUCGCGUGAAUAUUGAUGAUGAUAUUAGCCGUUGCGUCCCUACUAAAAUUGAAUAUUAUUUGAAAAUGUUUAGUAGUUUAUGAAAUCAUUGGUUAAUUAAUUUACUGGACAUAAAAUAUUUUUUUCUAAACGGGAUUUAUUUGAUUUUAGAAAAAAAAAUUUUAGAUAUUUUUAUGAAUCCCUAAUUAACUCUCAUUCAAUUUUUUUAAAGGCAAUAUUUUAAUAAUUUUCUCAUUUAUUGAUUGAAAGUGUUUAGUAGUUUAUGAAAUCCUUGGUUAAUUAAUUUACCGGACAUAAAAAAAAAAUUAUCUAUAGGUGAUUUGUUUGAUUUUGGAAAAAAUCGAUUUUAAAACAACUUGUAAUUUUUACGAAUCCCUGAUUAACUCACAUUCAAUUUUUUUAAGAAAAGAUUUAAAUAAUUUUAACAAUAACAAUAACAAUUACUUGAUUGAAAAAUGUUGAGUACUUUAUGAACUCAUUGGUUAAUUAAUUUACCGGACAUAAAAGAUUUUUUUCUCAAUAGUUGAUUUAUUUGAUUUAGGAAAAAUAACUUAAUUAUAUUUUUAUAAAUCCCUGAUUAACUCAUGUUCAAUUUUUUUAAAGGAAAGAUUUUAACUCAUUUUUCUCAAUUACUUGGAUUGACAAUUAGUCCAGUAAAUAAAAAAAAAAAUUAAGCGGUCCACAUGCUCAAUUUGCGCAAAA